Molecule: messenger RNA, 3058 nt
Organism: Chlamydomonas reinhardtii
Lineage: Eukaryota; Viridiplantae; Chlorophyta; Chlorophyceae; Chlamydomonadales; Chlamydomonadaceae
Exons: 2
Coding region: 795-1073 (92 amino acids)
Source: RefSeq, a predicted model, not a curated record
AUUUAGUAUGACGCUGCGCACAGCGGCGGUCGCCCUGCUGCGACUUCCUCUGCUGCUGCUGUUGCUCGCCCCGAUACUUUCUGCAGCGUCAUUGGCUGCAUUCGGUUCUGAGCAUACCUCCAGCCGCUCUAGUCGGCGGCACUUGCUAUCUGACAUGCCUCCUGCUGCAAGCCCUGCGCUUCAUUCAGCGACAGCAUCUCCACCAACUCCGCCGGCGCAUCCGAGCAGCAGUUUACAAAUUAUUCUACAUGCGGGCACGGAUGCAGUCAUGUAUUUCAAUGAUACCGGAGAGUUUGUCCAGGUCCCCUCUGUGGAGGAGUUCUUGCGAGAGCCGACUUCAGAGUGGACACCGUACCCUGCACCGUACCAAUAUAAUAAUGACAUCAGGUUGCGUUCUCUGGCGCACCUAACACAGCAGCUCGACAAGACUGCGGAGUCAGUGCCAGGUGCUCCGCGUGUCCACAUUACGCAGUCCCAAUCCAGCUUGCAGCAGGUCCUGCAGCUCCAAAGCAGCGGCACACCCACACUUUACGUCAUCGCGCCCCAGGACUCCCGCGCUGCUAUAUAUUCUGCAGACUUCCCCUUCAACACAAAGGUGUACUAUGCGCAGCAGCAGGCGGAGGAUGUGGCAGGCGACCUGCAUGGCUUCGUGCAAGGUGGCGGGGUGGUGCUGGUGACCCUGGUCGACAAAGAUGACAUGCUCAGUCACCUUCUGUCAUUCCUGGUGGGCGGCGGUGACAGUGACGGGGCUAUUCACUGUAACACGACGCGGAGCUGGAUGCUAGACAGCGAGGAUGUUACUCAUACACCCACUGCCACCUAUUAUCCCAUGCGCUGGGCAAGGCUGGUGCCACUGGAUGACUUGCCAAGUGAGGGGCUUGACAAUGGGCAGCGUCCAGGCGGCAACAGUGUGUGGCCGCGCCGCUUGCCCCUGCUGGAGGGCAACAUGGUCAAGUGUGACAGCGGCUUACAUCUUUAUGAGCUGGAGGGGGCUAACAGGGGGGAAACUGCUGCAGGGGGCUCCCCGGUGGUUCUUUGGCGGCCUCAUGACAGUUUAUCAUCUGGUGCAGUGAUAUAUGCGGGUCUUAACUGGAAUCUUGGCUCGGACAGCCAGAUGUCAAGGCUGCUGAAAGCCGUUGUGGCGGUCACACAUCAGAAGACGCAGCAGAUCAAGUGGGCCCCCUCUCCACCACCACCUCCACGACUGCCAACCAACCAGCCUUCCAUCCUGGUCUACACAAACCCCGAUGUUGUGGGUCCUUCUGAUGCAGCAGCCGCUCUCCAACGAAUGAAGCAAGUUGCAGAUGCAUUUGAUCCACCCUUCUCUGUUAGUGAGGUUCAGUCACAGGCUGCCAUAUCCCGUGUGACAGCUGGAACUCGUGUUUACAUCAUACCGCCACAGCGCCAAGACCUUCGCAGCUGGUAUGCUGAUCAUGAAGACUAUGCUUUGCUUCUGCCAUACUUGCAAGCGGGGGGCCUGGUCGUGUUGAUGGGGUCUAUGGACAUGUCGGUCACCAGCAGCAGUGGUGUGGCAUCCGGUCAGCCACGCCUGAUUGACUAUCUUGUGGAAGGCAACACUUGUAAAUUGGAGUCACGACCGCAGCUUUCAUCAAUCAGCAUUAUAAGCGGCGAGACACUCAAGCUGUACACACCCACCAUAGCAAAUUGCAAGGUUCAGAGUGACUGGUUUCUCUCUGCAGGCUAUGGGCAUACCUGCUUCUUGUAUGCACCUGCUGGCACUCAAGAGUUGUACUGCAUGGGUGACCUGUCAGGUUCCACCACCCUGCAGCGUAUGGGCUCAACACUAGCAGCGCUCCUGGACAGUGGAGCCUACAGGGUGGUCAACAUGGUUUCUGGAACUACCUGUGCAUGCGUUCUGGUUGAGUCUGUUGCUGCUCCAAAGUCACAGCGGCUAUACUGUUGGGGUAUGCAGCGGUCUAGCAGCUAUAUUGCGGCAGCCAUGUAUACAAUACCAACAUCACUUCUUACUGCACCUGAGUUGAUAAAUAUUAAUGCAUAUCGUUACAUUUACACGGUGGCAAGUAGCGGGGCUACCAUGUGCACUAUUACUGAAUAUAAUUUAUAUGCACCAUAUGGACAAGCCCUUGCAUGCCGGGGCAACAAUGACUAUGGCCAGCUAGGAAUUAUGGACACAUCUGCAUACACAAGCAACUUUCAAUAUGUUUCCAGCUCAGUGGGGAGCCUUUUGAUGACUGGCACCCACAAGUAUGUCACUCUGGCCAUCAGUGAGGCCCAUUCAUGCAUUGUGGUCCAGGCUGUUGCUGAUGGAGCCCAGGACCUCUACUGCUGGGGUUCAAACUACAAUGGGCAACUGGGUGUUGGAGAUACCAACAAACGCUCUAUUCCUGAACGCGUGACUAUGGCUGGGCUGAGCGAUGGCAGUCGCAAAGUCAUCCAUCUAGAUCUUGGCGCGUACCAUACAUGCCUCGUUAUGCAAGUCACUGCAACCAGCACUUUUGAGCUAUACUGUUGGGGUGGUAAUCUUCAAGGAGCUCUGGGUCUCGGCGACUGGUCUGACCGCACCGUCCCUACACUAGUACCAACACUGACAAUACUGGGCAACAACAGACGGGUCUCAGGCCUUGCAGUUGGUACUGCACACACAUGCAUUCUUGUUGAUGCAGUAUCUACACGCCUUCAAGAAGUCUAUUGCUGGGGGGAUAAUUCCGGUGGAGAGCUUGGCCUUGGCGAUACAACUAACCGGAAUACACCCCAGCUUGUCAAAGCUGUUUCACGACUGCUUGCCAGUGGCAGCAGGCAUGCAGUCAGCAUCGUGGCUGGCGCCUACCAUACAUGCCUGUUGAUGCAGGUGGUGGCAACUGGUGAACCAGACCUGCAUUGCUGGGGUUCUAAUGGGUACGGCCAGCUUGGAACCGGAAGCAAAUACAACCAAAACAUGGUGCCAGAAUCUGCUACCCAGCUACCGGCAGCUGUCCGUCGCUUCAUUCCAGCUGGAACAUCAUUGUCGUGCCCUUCAUCCAACCUGGACCUGUGUCAGCUUGGACGUGAGACAGGAUAUUGGUGGCAAGACUGGAGU